This is a messenger RNA of Calidris pugnax (ruff), 3276 nucleotides long. RefSeq names its product T-box 18 (gene TBX18). The record is from RefSeq and is a predicted model, not a curated record. The transcript is spliced from 9 exons. Lineage: Eukaryota; Metazoa; Chordata; Aves; Charadriiformes; Scolopacidae. Gene Ontology annotation, biological process: somitogenesis; morphogenesis of embryonic epithelium; cell fate specification. The coding region runs from base 1 to 1896 and encodes 631 amino acids. Gene Ontology annotation, molecular function: DNA-binding transcription factor activity, RNA polymerase II-specific; RNA polymerase II cis-regulatory region sequence-specific DNA binding. Gene Ontology annotation, cellular component: nucleus.
AUGAGGAGGAGGAAGAACACCACGUUUCACCCCCACACCGUGUCGUCGGGGGCCGGCGGCGAGGAGGAUGUUUUCCCGACGGCUUCCCCCUCCGCUUCCCCCGGCGGUUCUCCCAAAAAUUCCCGGCCGGGAUCUCCCCUCCCCACGCCACGGGUGGAUCUGCAAGGAGCCGAGCUGUGGAAGGUGGAGGCUCUCAUCGGCACCGAGAAACAGCAACAACCGCCACCACCGAGACAACCCAAACGGCGGAAAUUGGGCGGCGAAGACGAACCGGCGGAGGAUGAAGGAGGGGGGGGCAGCGCCUGCUGCUCCAAGAGCUCCCCCCAAACCCCCAACAACACCAGGACCUGCGGAGAUAUGGAGCUGGGAUGCGCAUCCCGCGCACCCCCCGUCGGCGGCGAGGAGGAUGUUUUCCCGACGGCUUCCCCCUCCGCUUCCCCCGGCGGUUCUCCCAAAAAUUCCCGGCCGGGAUCUCCCCUCCCCACGCCACGGGUGGAUCUGCAAGGAGCCGAGCUGUGGAAGCGUUUCCAUGAGAUUGGGACUGAGAUGAUCAUCACCAAAGCGGGAAGGCGGAUGUUUCCCGCAAUGAGAGUGAAGAUCUCAGGUUUAGACCCACAUCAGCAGUAUUAUAUUGCCAUGGAUAUCGUGCCAGUGGAUAACAAAAGAUACAGGUAUGUUUAUCACAGCUCCAAGUGGAUGGUGGCUGGUAACGCUGACUCCCCGGUGCCUCCACGUGUUUAUAUUCACCCCGAUUCACCCGCCUCCGGGGAGACGUGGAUGAGACAAGUGAUCAGCUUCGACAAACUGAAGCUCACCAAUAACGAGCUGGACGACCAAGGGCAUAUUAUCCUUCACUCGAUGCAUAAAUACCAGCCCCGUGUCCACGUCAUCCGAAAAGACUGUGGAGAUGAUCUGUCCCCUGUCAAGCCCAUCCCUUCUGGAGAAGGGGUGAAAGCCUUCUCCUUUCCAGAGACAGUUUUCACUACUGUCACAGCGUACCAAAAUCAACAGAUAACUCGUCUGAAGAUCGAUAGGAAUCCGUUUGCCAAAGGGUUCAGAGAUUCAGGACGUAACAGAAUGGGACUGGAAGCUCUGGUAGAGUCUUAUGCCUUCUGGAGACCUUCGCUGAGGACACUUACAUUUGAAGAUAUACCCGGGAUACCCAAACAAGGAAACGCGGGUUCCUCUUCUUUACUCCAGGGAUCUGGCAGUGGAGUGCCAUCUACCCACCCUCACCUUUUACCGGGCUCCCCUUGCUCAUCUCCAGCCUUCCACCUCAGCCCCAACACCAGCCAGCUCUGUAGCCUUGCUCCAGCUGACUACACAGCUUGUGCCCGCUCAGGCUUGACCCUGAACAGAUACAGCACUUCUUUGGCUGAAACCUACAACCGGCUCACAAACCAAACCAGUGAGACCUUUGCACCCCCGAGGACUCCCUCCUACGUCGGUGUGUCCAGUAGCACCACCGUGAAUAUGUCCAUGAGUGGCAACGACGGGGAUGCCUUCAGCUGCCCACAGACUGGCUUAUCCAUGCAGAUUUCAGGGAUGUCUCCACAGCUCCAGUACAUCAUGCCGUCCCCAUCCAGCAACGCCUUCACCACUAACCAAACCCACCAGGGCUCCUACAACACGUUUAGACUGCACAGCCCCUGCGCGCUCUAUGGAUAUAACUUUUCCACGUCCCCUAAACUGGCUGCCAGUCCUGAGAAAAUCGUUUCUUCCCAAGGAAGUUUCUUGGGGUCCUCGCCAAGUGGAACCAUGACGGAUCGGCAGAUGUUGCCCCCCGUGGAAGGAGUGCACUUACUUAGCAGCGGGGGGCAGCAGAAUUUCUUUGACUCUAGGACCCUAGGAAGCUUAACACUCUCGUCUUCUCAAGUGUCUGCACAUAUGGUUUGAUGAAGCCUUUAAGUAAAAGUACAGUAUGUUUGGUGUCUACAAUGUAUUUCUUUUUGGAAUAUGAAAGGACACUCGAUGUAGCUUGUAAAGUGUGUGUGUAUAUAUAAUAUGAGAGGAAGUUUCACUGAAUUUUUGACUUGCUUGUGGCCAGAUUAUUCUCCUAUUUUGAGUUAGGCAGAGUUUGUUGCGGCGCAGACUGCUUUAGUUUUCUGGUAUAAUACACUUAGUUGUAUAACACGUUGGGACAUAUGCAACAAAUUAAGUAAGACUUCCUCCCCUUUCCCCCUCCUCUGCUCUAACCCCUUUAAAGAAUGAAAUGACACUUGGAGUAUUAAACAACACAAACAAGCCCACUUACAUUUCCUAUGGCACUAGUGAGUUUCUUUAAAACAUUCAUACAGUGAUAAGCUGAUGCACCAAAGGCAUUUUACAAGUUUCUUCUCUGUUAUAAGGGAUAUGAAGGGUAUUUGGACUUUUAAGUGUUAAGCAUCAAGCAUCCAGCCUAAAAUAGAAGUUUAGCUAAUGGAUUAUUUACAAAGUAAACAGAAAGAUUAGUUUGCCUUCUCAUGAUAUGCUGUUUUUAGCUUAUCAACGGCACAGCAUUCUUACUAGGAUUUUUUUUUUUCAGCAUUAGUCUAGAUUUAUGUUUAGGUAUUUGAAGACAAAUAAUGCAUAUUCAAAUAGUGGUGAUAGGGGUAAUUUAAACCAACAGCAGAAGAAGAGGCAUUCCUUGGUACGGAAUGAACUUAGGGGUGCUUCAUUUUUGUCAAAGAAAGGGCUUGAUGCAUUUUUUUCCUCCAUAAAUAUUGCCUAUAAGACAUUUACUGAACAGUAGGAUAUUCUAAUGUAUCUUUUUUUUUUGUAUUUUUACUUUUUUAAAGGAAAAUGCAGGUUUGAUUUAGGGAAAAAAAAAGCAAGCAGGAUGAAAAAUUCCAUUAUUGGCUUUACCCUUUCAUGUGUGUGUUGUGUGUUGUGUUUUGGGUUUGGUUUUUGUUGUUUGUUUUUUUGGAUUUUUUGUUUGUUUGUUUGUUUUUUCUUUUAAUAAGGGCAAAAAGUCCUCCAUCCUCAGUAUCUCAUAAAAACAUUGCCUGUAGCAAUUAGGCAGAUGGCCCAGUUUGCCCACAAGUGCUGGAAGCAGAACUUUCGUAGCUGCCUCCCUGUAACAUGGCCAAAAUGGGACCAGGAUUACAAUAGGCAAAAUUCCUUUAAUAGUUUACUUUGAACGCUCCAGCAUGACACCUACAGCCUACAUCCCUCCCUCCAGGGAACCAUCUGUCUUCCUCUUACUCUUUUCUGUCAUGGGGUUACCACUGCUCUGUUUCUUAGUCAGUUUUUGUCCUGGAAUUGAAGAGUUUCCCUUCCUUCUUUCCCAGCUCUGGU